AUGUGCCAAAUUCUCGAAGGUUUGGAUGGCGUCGAAUGCAACAUCGAUGAUGUUCUAGUUCACGGUGCAACACAAGAAGAACACGACCGAAGAUUGGAAGCGGUUCUCCAACGACUCGGUAACGCCAACGUCACGCUAAAUGCCGAAAAGUGCGUGUUUAACGUCUCGAGUGUGAAAUUCCUAGGUCAGAUCGUGGGAGCUGAUGGCAUCAAACCCGAUCCAGAGAAAAUACAAGCGAUUCUCGAAAUGCCACACCCAACCAACCUACAUGAAGUCCGUUCCUUUCUUGGAAUGGUAAACCAAUUUAGCAAAUUUACCACCAAUCUUGCUGACCUGACAAAGCCCAUCCGAGAACUGCUAGUUAAGAACACUGCGUGGACAUGGGGACCACCACAACAAGACGCUUUUGACAAAAUCAAGAAAGCCCUGACAUCAGCACCGAUACUAACCUUGUACGACCCCAACAAAGCAACCAAAAUAGCGGCCGACGCAUCAUCAUACGGCCUUGGAGCGGUGGUGCUGCAAGAAGAACCAGACACCUGGAAACCUGUAUCAUUCAUUUCAAGGUCGAUGACAACAACCGAGGCCAGGUAUGCCCAGAUAGAGAAAGAAGCUCUAGCGGUAACUUGGGCAUGUGAACGGUCAAGCAAUUACAUAAUUGGAAAACCAAUAACAAUUGAAACUGACCACAAACCACUGGUACCUUUAUUAACCAACCAUACCAUCGACAAGUUACCUCCAAGACUACAACGCUACAAGAUGAGACUAAUGAGAUUCCACAUCAAAGAUGUUCGACACGUACCUGGAAAACUACACUACACAGCCGACACUCUGUCCAGGAAGAUACCUGAAAGCACAGUCCAACCAACCGUAGAAGAAAACGAAAUGAACGCUUACGUUUUAAGUGUAAUUGAUGCCUUGCCCGCAUCUAAUCCGAGAUUGAAGGAAAUCCAACAAGCCCAAGAUGAAGACGAGGUAUGCAAAGAAGUGAAGAAAUACUGUAUGGAUCAAUGGCCAGGAAAAGAUCAUGUCACUCCUGCCGUAAAACCUUACUGGUCAGUACAAGGAGAGCUCACCAUCGCCGACGGGUUAUUGCUCAAAGGAACAAGACUGGUCAUUCCAUCCCGCUUGCAACGCCAAACCCUCAACCAAAUACACGAAGGUCACCAAGGUAUCAGCAAAUGCAGAGAACGAGCCAAAAUAUCCGUUUGGUGGCCAGGACUCAGUGCCCAAAUUAAAGUCAUGGUCGAAAACUGUACAACAUGCAGCAAAUACAGACAGCAGCAUCCAGACCCAUUGAUGCCAACGCCACUCCCUCAAAGACCAUGGCAAUUGAUUGCAACAGACCUUUUCAUUCUAGAAAAGGUUACUUACCUACUGGUGGUAGAUUAUUAUUCUCGCUACGUCGAAGUUGUGGCAUUACCUAAAAGUACAAGUUCAUCGAAGAUCAUUCAAGCCCUGAAAACCAUUUUCGCCAGGCACGGGAUUCCUGACGAGGUAUGUUCCGACAAUGGGCCUCAAUAUCAUAGUGACGAAUUCGCCCAGUUUGCAAAGGAGUGGGGAUUCAAACACAGUACCAGCAGCCCUCGUUAUCCUCAAGCGAACGGCGAAGUGGAACGAGCAGUAAAGACAGUGCAAAACAUCCUGAAGAAGGAACAAGAUCCAACAAAAGCACUACUGGCAUAUAGAUCAACACCAUUAGCAAGUGGAUACUCUCCAGCAGAAGUCCUUAUGGGAAGAAAGAUAAAGUCAACAAUACCAAUAACACUACCACAUUUAACACCACAACUGCCAAACCAGAAACUCUUCAUAGAAAAAGAAGAAGUAUAUAGAUCGAAGCAGAAAAAGAACUUUGACAAUCGCCACAAAGCUCAACCAUUAAAACCUCUACCACCAGGAGCAACAGUUUACAUCACAGACAUGGAUUGUACCGGAACAAUAAUUAGACCAUCCAAGAAACCAAGAUCAUAUCUGGUUGAUACUCCUACAACGGUAGUAAGACGAAACCGAGUACACCUGCAAAACAUUCCCACGAACAGGAAACAACACCAUCAUUAAAUAUAAAUAGCAGACCUAGCAGAAUUAAAACAUUGUCUUUGAAAGCAAGAGAAAAUCUUGGACUAGAGUAGGUGACAUUCAAAAUUAUUAAAACAUUAAAGUUACAAUCAAAAUAAGCGAAAGACUUAGCUAAGUUGACAUUAAGUUUUACAUCUUUAAGAAAAGGGAGAUGUAAUGUGAUUCAAUUAAUAUUAACUAUUACUAAUGACGGGGCCACGUGUAUAUAAACUAAUGUAUUGAUAUUAAAGUCUCUUUUCAAACCUUACUACAAUACGGCUGUCCAGAAACAGUGAUAAGUGACAAUGGCCCACAAUUUUCCAGCGAAGCAUUCGCCACUUUUGCCAAAGCGUGGGAAUUCGAGCACCGUACCAUAAGCCUCUGGAAUAGUAAAGCUAACGGGAAAGUCGAGGCGGCCGUAAAAGUAGCCAAGCAGCUUCUACGCAAAGCACGAGAUAGCAACGGAGAUAUACAUCUAGCUCUCCUCGACCAAAGGAAUACUCCUACGCAAGGAAUGACCACAAGUCCUGCUCAGGGGUUCUUAAAUCGAAGAACGAAAACGUUGCUGCCAACCAAAGAAACAUUGCUACGUCCAGCAGUACCAUGUCCCGCGGAACAACAGCAAAAGAUCAAGGAAAAACAAGAGACCCAAGCGCAUUAUUACAAUCGUAAUGCUAAAGACCUACCAAAACUGAAAAAAGGGGAGGUAGUUCGGAUUAAGCCAUCGAAGCCUGCGGUCCGUAUUUGGGAGAAAGGUGUAGUGGUACAGAGAAGUGAUGAUAGAUCGUACAUUGUAGAGACCGCUGAAGGAACUAGGUAUCGCCGUAAUCGGUAUCACCUCAGAAAGACUGCAGAGUCAGCUCCUGUACAAAGUGAAGUCGGGGAAGUUGAUAUUGAAACAGACUGCGAAAGUCCCAAGGAGGAUAAUGGAAUCUUAGAAAAGCGACCAAGUCCAGGCUUGGAACCGAUGAGAAAGGAACCAGGAACACUUAGCACAGCCAAACAUCAGCCUGAGACUUCUAAGCCAGCACGUCCACAACGUGUACGCAAAACACCAGCAUAUUUUGCUGACUAUGCACUGGGAUAAACAUGAUAAACGUUAAAAUUGACAAUCUUAAAGUGUGGACACAGUCACAGACUCUUUAAGAGCACUGGCAUCAGAGCCAGAGAUACAACGGAAGGCGGAACUGCAAAACGGGGAGGAUGUUACAAUAUGUACUAAAUGUACGUUAUAAUAAUACGAUUACUAGUUAAUAGUAAUAAUAGGUUUGAUAUUAAGUUACUUUGAUUGACAGAUGACUGAAGAUAUAAAGAAAAACAAUAUAGGAAUUAAGGCGUGGAAACAAAUGCAGAGACUAGAGAGUUUGUAUAUUAUGUAAGGUUGAUAUUAAAAAGUUUGAACGUUGAGUACAUGAAACACUGUGUGUAACCAUAUACAGUUAUGUCUGCCGGGUUUUAAUAUUCAUUUGACUAUUUUAAAUUGACAAUUUUAUAUUGACUAUUUUACUUAUGUUGCUAUUUGCUAUAUUUUCGUAAUCAGAUUUUGGUAUAUCCAAUCAUGUUAUCGUGCAAACAUUGCUUGGGAAUCGGCUGGGUUCUGAUACCAUUUAAAGAUUGAGACCAGAAUUGAGACUUAAUGUCAGAUAAACUACCUGUAAUAUAUAGAGGAACGUCGACAUGUUCUCAGUCUCUUUCCAACUUACUGAAAUCACAUUUUUCCCUUUACUAAUAUUACACGAUAUGAUCCGUGAGUCGUCUCAUUGCGACCUUUGAUUUUAAGUCAGGGAAGUUUUCUUGCGUGUUUACAGGCGAUAUUUCAGGGUUAACUAGGUCCACAUUAUCCUCAUUCUGGUGUUCGGUUAAUACUUCCGACAUUUGAUGUUGUAACUCGUCUUCAAGGUCACCAAUAACUCUGCAGCUUCGUUGGUGCAUUUUAAGACCGCGAGCCCCCUUACAGACCUUACCACAGCAACAUUUAACAGCCUUGUAAGAUUUAACCGGAAAAUAAUAAUAAUAAUAAUGGAAACUUUAUUAAAUGUUUUUCUUUACAUACAUAUACAAUCGUAAAUCUCUCCCAUGAAGGUAACUUACGGUUGGCUAUUUGAAUCACAAUUAUACUAAACUAAAAUAACAGAACAAAGUGCAUGCAAUAUAUAUAUAUAUAUAUUUACAAUGAGAUAAGUCAAAUUGUUAGUAAAUCCGGAUUUUCCCAUUCCUUAUUUCGGCAGCAAAAAAUGUAAUAUGUAGUUCUAAUAGCAAUAGUCAUCAUUUUCCUAACGCAGUACAUUUGUUGGUUUUUGUCAAGACCAAUGCUUUCUAACAUGUCUAAAAAUGUAUAACAUUCUUCUGCAAAAAUACCUAAAGAGCUGAUGGAGAGAUUUAUAAAUUUAACUUGGUUAAAAUUGUUACCUAGCUGUCUCAAUAAUUCUCUAUAUUUAUCCUUCUUCCGUUUUACGUUGUUUUUUAGGUUUGUCUCAUAACCAGUGGUGAGUUCAACCACAUAUAAGGAACCAUUUGAGCACGAUAAUAACAAAUCUGGGCGAUACGUAUCACCAGUAAGUAUUGAAGGGCUUUUGAAUCCAUUUAGAUCAGCGUAGAGAGUAGAACCGUCAACAGUUUGUAAAGUAUGAGCAAGAAAGUUCAGGACUGAAUUGUGUCUCCACGUAAAUCGGUCGAGAUAAAACUGACAUCCAGCUACUAUGUGUAGUAAUGUUUCAGGGCUAAGAAAGUUGUAAAUGUUUUUCGGGAGCUUUGAUUGGGCGAUGGACCACACCUUGUUAAGCUGAGGUAAAGCGAACUUCUUGACGCUGCAGAAAAAGGAUCCUUGACUGGUUAAUUGGUUUAGGAGUUUGUUUUCGUGUCCAGAACGGAAAUCUUUGAGAACUUCCUUAGUAGAGUUAUAAGCGUCAUAUUGGAUAUUAGUAUGGUUACUGGUUGCUCUCCACAGGUCGUUAGUUGAUUCAUUAGGAAAAGAUUUUAAAGCUUUUCGGAGGACUGUUUGACACUGGAUAAAUUUUACAGAUGGAGGAUAAAUACUCAGGCCAAAUUUGUUAUUUGUUAGAAAGACAUUACUUAGUGUUCCUGAUAUUGGUACUUCAAGCCAUCUGCGGAUAUAUUUGUUGGCAAUAGAAUCGAUAUUUCCAGUAACCCAUGUUUUAGAGAGUGUUGCGACGGUAAAGUGCCAGGCUAACUUGGACAAGACGUAGCGACUGUAGAGGAGCAGUUUAUUUUUGGGGUGUAGUGGCUUUGAGUCAAUAUCAGACAUUAGUUCAUUAAGUAGGGUUGUUAGUUCAGUUUAUGAUUAUCAUUCGACAUGUGGAAAUCAAAGUAACGUCCUAAAUAUUGAAAUGAUUCUCCAAUGGUGAUUUUUUGUAUUAGUUGAUUGCUGAUGAGGAGUUUUGGCAAGUACUGGACUGAUUUUGUGAUCGCUUUUUUAAUGCCAAAGGUACUGCAUUUGCCAACUCGGAUAAUCAUAUCGGACCAUUGGCACCAGAUAGAAAAUCGAUUUAAUAGAUGUUGGUUUUCGGAUUCUUGGCCAGUAAUUACAGCCGUGACAUCAGCAAACUGGAACCAGUUGAUGGGAUUUAAUAAUUUGAAGGAAAACCCAAAUUGACGGUACUUAUCGUGAAUUAGCUCAGUAAGGUAAGUUCUCAGAUAAGGACAAUGCUUGAAACUUAUUAUAGAAAGUUGAUCAAGAGGGCAAGGAGAACCGCCAGACGAUUUCAUUUUGCGUAUAACAUUCGUAAUUUGUUGAUAGGUCGGGGGGUCAAGGUUAAAUUGAACUUCAGGAUCAGAUAACUUUGGGAUCCAGCUGGGAAUUACAAAUAGCUUGUUUGGAUUAAUUUUAGCCAGAGAUUUAGAGAAAUAAGAAAGGCAAUCAGUCAUGUUAAAUGAUGGUAAUACUGCGUCUUUUCUAUUGAUUAUAUUUUUAACAUAGCCCCAAAAGCUUCGUUCCAGAUAUUUGUUGUGAUUAAAAGAUUCACUGUCAUUUAAGUCAUCGGCGUCGUUGCUAUUGUUACGGAGCCUGUCACGCAAUGUACGCGAUACGUAUUUAAUUUCACUGAGUUCACCCUUUUUGGAUUUUAAAUUUUGUAAGGCUUUCUUUAACUCUUUAACCGUAUACUCUUUAUAUUUAGCUACCAUAUUUUUGUCGGGUACAGUUUCAGUAUGUCCAUAAUUAUUUGCAAAGUAGUUGUAUAUCGCGUCAUUUAAAAGCUUGAUUUUUGAAUUUAGAUCUUGAAAUGUGAUUGGAUCAUUUGGCUGGAAUGCAUAUUUAAAAUAAUCAUUAGCCGUUGACCAUUCAGAAUCAUUUUUCGGGAGAUUUAUGCCUUUCUUCAGUUCAGGAAAACUUUCGUAAUUAACUGUAUUAAUAUCAUUGCCAUUGUGUUCAUUUUCUGAAAUAUUUUCGCUGUUAUCCGUAGUUAUUUGCUCCUCAAGAUCUGCACAAAGCUCGUCGUUAAGGCCAUGUAUCACUUGACAACUGCGCUGAUGCAUUUUAAGGCCGCGCGCCCCUUUGCAUAUCUUGCCACAACAUUUAACAACCGUGCGACUUGACACAGGAACAUUAGGGGACUGCAUUACAGGCACUUGUCUUGUAGUAGCGUCAGGGGGAUCUUGUUCUGCUUGGUUAAUCCGUUGUUUACACUUUACAACGCCAUGAAUGGCGACCGAGCGAGACGAAGUCUUUAUCACAAAACGAACAGACGACGCAAGUCAAUAGCAUGGCAAUAAAACUUGAACGAAUCAUGAUGAUGAUCUUCUUAUGAUUAUAAAUUUUAACAAUUAGUAAGAAAUACUGUGAUUCAAAUACAACUGACCAGCGAUAAAACUAUGACAUGUAGCCUACAGAGCACGUCUGAACACGGCUCUGCUCGAUGUAAUCAAUAAUAAUAAAUAUAAUAAUAAUAAUAAAUAUAAUAAUAAUAAUAAUAAUAAUCAAUAAUAAUAAAUAUUAUAAUAUAUAAUGGAAACUUUAUUUAAUAAUUUUCGGUUAUAUACUAUAUAUAUAUAUACAAUUGUAAAUCUCACUAAUUAAGGUAACUUUACAAUUGGCUAUUUGAAUCACAACUAUGAACUAAUCAAAAUGACAAGACAGAAUACAUGAAAAUAUAUAACUAUACAAGACAAUCAGAUAUUUCAAAUAGUUAACAAGUCCGGACUUUCCCAUUCCUUAUUUCGACAGCAGAAAAUGUAAUAAGUACUUCGAAUGGCAAUAGUCAUCAUUUUCCUAACACAGUACGUUCGGUAGUUUUUGUUGAGACCAACAUUUCCUAACAUUUCUAAGAAUGUAGAGCAUUCUUGCGCAAAAAUACCUAGGGAACUCAUGGAAAGAUUUAUAAAGUUUACUUCGUUAAAAUUUUCAUCUAGUUGUUUUACUAGUUCUCUAUAUUUGGCUUUUUUUUCCGUUUAACGUUGUUUUCGAUUUGUCUCAUAGCCAACAGUGUGCUCGACCACAUAAAAAGAGCCAUUCGAUAAUGAUAACAACAAAUCCGGGCGAUACGUAUCGCCAGUUAUUAUUGACGGACUUUUGAAUCCAGGCACAUCAGCGUAGAAGGCAGAACCGUUCACAGUUUGCAAAGUAUUGGCAAGAAAGUUCAGGAUUGAAUUGUGCCUCUACGUAAAUCGAUCGAGAUAACACUGACAUCCAGCGACCACGUGCAGUAAUGAUAUUAUUAUUAUAAUAAUAAUAUAAUAAUAAUAAUACUAAAUAAUAAUAAUAAUUACUAAAUAAUAAUAAUAAUAAUAACACUUUACUUAACAAGACUUUACGGAUGAGAUUCAUAGAAGAAACGAGAUUCAUAGAAGAAAAGUGAAGAGAAGGGCAACAAAGAGGGGAAAAAGAGUAUUGGAAUAGUUAAGGAACACGACGCAAAAUCGAUUAACAAAGAAGGAAGAGCUUCUCAAGGUUAAAGAAAUAUGGCUUCAGGAAUUACGAUGCCGAAAGACAAAAUUGGGAAAAACAAUUAGGACAAGAGACAAAAAAAAUCCGAAACAACAGAAUGUUUAAAGAGAACGAAGGGAUGUUUUACAGAAAGACAAAUAGUACCAAGGAAAGGAGAGACGUGCCGGACAUCGACAAAUUUGUUGAAUUCUGAGCAGGCAUUUGGGAAGAUGAAACUAGUACUCCACACAGGCGGUGGAUGAGAACAUUUUCUGAGAAGAUCAGGGCAAAAGUAACCAAUAUAGAAGAGCUAACAAUCACUAAAGAGAAGUUGUACGAGACAGUUAGAAAGAGGAAGAAUCGGUCAGCUCCUGGAAUUGAUGGAAUACAGAAUUUCUGGUGGAGAAAGCUCAGAGGAACGUGGAAGGCACUUGUAAGAAGUUUAAUGAAUGGAUUGAACAACCGGAGCGAAUACCAGAAUGGAUUACACACGGAUUUAAGUGACAGAAGGGAAUACAGACCUGUAACCUGCCUGAAUACAUGUUAUAAGUUCUUGACUGGGAACAUAGGUUGCUAUAUGAAGGAGCAUGCAGAAAGAAACAACUUUUGGGAUAGAAGUCAAGUUGGAACAUGCUCUGGCGUAUCUAGUCGACCAACUUAUAGUGGAUAACACAAUCAUGGAAUAAUAAUAAUGGAAACUUUAUUAAAUGUUUUUCUUUACAUACAUAUACAAUCGUAAAUCUCUCUUAUAAAGGUAACUUAUACAAUUGGCUAUUUGAAUCACAACUAUACUAAGAAAUACUGUGAUUCAAAUACGAAAUCAACGAUAAAACUAUUGACAUGUACGGAGCACGUAUAAACGUGUCUCUGCAAUAAUAAUAAUAACAAUAACAAUAACAAUAACAAUAACGAUAACGAUAAUAAUAAUAAUAAUGAAAACUUUAUUGAAUUUUUUACGUAUAUAUACAAUUGUAAAUCUCACUACUGACUUAGGUAAUUUACAAUAGACCUUUCCCCUUAUAACCAAAAUUUUGAUCUAGGCAAGUCUAGACAAAUAUUUCAUCACAGCUUGAGCGUCACAAAAUUAGUAAUAUUCCAAAGUUUCGUUGCGAAAUGUUGUAAAAUGAGGAAAAUAGAGCCUUGCGAAGUUUGCAAUUUUCAGUCAUUUUGUAUUACAAACGGGAAAUUGCAGCCCCAACACCCGAAUCGUAUGUCAAUUUCCCGUUUGUAAUAUAAAAUGACUGAAAAACGGCAAACUUCGCAAGGCUAUAUUAUCCGCAUUUUACAAGAUUUUGCAACAAAACUUUGGAAUAUUACUAAUUUUGUGAUGCUCUUUCAAGCUGUGAUGAAAUUUUUGUCUAGAUCGAAAUUUUAGUUAUAAGGGGAAAGGUCCAUUGGCUACUUGAAUCACAUAGUACUACAUAUGUACUAUUUACAGUAAAAACAAGAAUAAAAUGGGUAUAUGAUUAUAUAUAUAUUACUAUAUAUAGUUAUUAAUUUAAAUGUUUAACAAUUCAGGGUUUGUCCACUCUUUGUUUCGACAGCAAAAAAUAUAGUACGCUGCUCUAAUGGCAUAAGAUGUCAUCUUUUUUAUGCAGUAAUGUUGCUGCUUUUUUGUUGCUGCUUUUUAUGCAUUCCUAUAGUGUCUAACAUUUCUAAAAAGGUGAAGCAUUCUUUGUCAAACACACCGAGAGAGCUCAUUCAUAAAUUUACAAAUUUAGGUAUUUAUAUUUAGCUUUUUUGCGUUCAACGUUAUUAUGUAGAUUAGAUUCAAACCCGACAGUAAGUUCAACGACAUAAAGAUCUUCAUUUGGAGUAAUUAAGAGUAAGUCCGGUCGAUAUAGGUCACCGGUUAUAAUUGACGGGCUUUUGUAGCCGGAUAGGUCAGCAUAAAGUUGACAUGGAUUUAUUGCGGUUUGAAACGUUUCAGCAAGAAAGCUUAAAAUAGAAUCAUGUCUCCAAGUAAAGCGCUGAAGGUACGAUUGGCAGCCGGCUACCACGUGUAGUAGGGUUUCAGGAUACAAACAAAAGGAACAUUCGGGACUUGAAGCUAAACCCCAUCUUGUAAGUUUUUUUCGCGUAGGAAGAGAGUUAUUUAUGUAACGGACGGUGAAGUUGAUAAUGUUCUUUGGCAGUUUUGAUUGAGCGGCAGACCAAAGUGUGUUUAACUGUGAAAAGGAAAACUUUGCAACAUUCGAGAAAAAUGAACCUUGACAAAUUAAACGGUGUUGAAGCUUAUCUUCUUGUCCAGAACGAAAAUCCUUGAGAACUUCCUUUGUUGAAUUAUAUAUGUCGUACUGAAUAUUAGUGUGAUUGUUAGUUGGUUUCCAGAGUUCUUUUAUGGAAUCAUUUGGGGAUGUUUUCAAGGCGUUGCGUAGGACAGUUUGACAUUGAAUAAAUUUGACGGAUGCAGGGAGGAUAUUCAGACCGAAUUUGUUAAUAACAAUAAUAAUAAUAAUAAUAAUAAUAAUAAUAAUAAUAAUAAUAAUAAUAGUAAUACUUUACUUAACAAGACUUUACGGAUAAAGUACAGCUUGUUUCCAAUCUGGUAAUAUUCAAAUCAUAUUACCUAUAUACUUUAUAAAGGCCUGUUGACACUCUAGUGCAAUUUUCUCCUUUUGGUGCAUGUGAACGAGUAGAUGAGUUUUGUACUCUCAUCUGAAAUAAUUUAUCCACUCAUUCACAUUCAUCAGAAGAAAAUUACACCUAAAAUAAAAGCAAAAAUUGCAAGUGGAAACAGGGCUUAUUGUGUAAAAAUAAACCUACAGUAAUUACAUGGAAAAUGCAUGCAUCUACCUGACAGGGUCAAAAUAAAUGCAUUUCAUGCUUACAAACCUUGUAGUUCAUUAGUAAUUCACCAAGAAAUAUUGCAACGUUGCAGGCUCUUUCAGGAUUCGUGUGAAUUACAUCGUUGAAUCUACUAUAUUCACUACUACAUCUAUUAAAAUUAGCAAGAUUCAUAAAAAAUGUUUAAAAAUAAACAAAAAUAUGAGAAAAUUGUCUUAUACCAACCUGCGGUAAAUAUAUACUCCAACUUUUAUUUAGGUGUUUAAAAUUGUUUGGUCAAACUGAUUCUACAUCCAACUAUAUUGCAUCAUAAAAUCUAUAUGAUAUUCAUUUGUCUCCCACAGGGGCCUCAAUACAAGCCACAUAUAUUGUACAGCACACUCCCUAUCAGAGUUUUUCAGUGACUGCUUACAUUGUGAAUAGAUAGAACCGGACCUGACGUGAAGCAAACCAAGGUAGACUGUGAGCUUACAAAUGGCGCUUUAAGCAGCCGCUAUUAGUCCAUACCUCAUUAAUGAUCUGCCCCCAUGACCUAUGUGUUUAACCCACCCUGUCAACUAUCUGUUUAACUCACCCUAACAUUCUCUGAAUUAUCUACAUAGAAGUGACUAAAAGGAAUACGUACUGUAAAUCUUUAGGUUUAGGCAUGUAGAUUAUUUCAUGAAUCAUCGUCUAUCAAGAAUACUUUACUGAGGUCAACACCUCAUGAUAUUCGACAUGUUGUGCAAAGAGUUGUUCAUUCAAACAAAACAAUACACCAUAUAUCCUCCAUUACCCCCUCUUAACAACUAUAAAGUCAGUGCAAGAUACGUAGCUAGUAUAGAUACGGCUUAUAGCGCUUUACCUUUUUAGAAAUACCACCCGAAAUUCCAUGUGUUCUGUCGUUUUCGGAACUAAGUACUUAUCCAGGUGAUUAGCCAGUUUUGAUCCAGUAUACUGGAAGUUUUGCUGUGAUACACACUAUAAAACAAAAUGUAUUAUGUACAGUAUUGUUUUCCUCACAUACAUUUAGGGCAGUACAAAUUCUACUGUACACAUGCACCUGGACCUGCAGCAACUCAAGACUUAAUACUUCUAUUAGUAAUUAGAGCAAUCAAUAAAUACACACUUUACAUAAAGAAGACGUUUUGAAGAUCUCAAGAUGACCUACCUUUUCAAAUAGUAAGUCUGAUAGUUUUAUCAUGUCGUUUUCAACUCUAAUACAAACUGAUAAGUAGUUUUCCAUUAAUAUUGAUAGUUCAUCUAAUAAACCUGGAUCUUUUGUAAGUUGUUUUAUUUUGUUAUUCACAAAAUGUUCUAUUACUUGAAGUCUUUCCUCUGCUGUUUCUUCAUGUGUAAAGAAACCUUUACCUGGCACAAACUCUGGGGCAUUUAUUGCUGAAGCUAAACGACUUGAUAAAGUCUGUGCAGGAUUAAACGUUUGUUGAGAUGUUUUUGGUAUAAAUACUGGAUUAUUGACUGCUCUCAGUAAAACGUUGUCUACAUUUUGACUUUUAAUUUCUUUUGUCGAGUUUUCAACUUUCCUUUCUGUGCCAACAUCUGAAAAGAAAGAAAAAGAUAUUAGAUAAAAAGGCAUACAAAAUUAAUAUGAAGGUAAAAAGGGAUAUAAAACAAUAUAAUGGAGAGAAGAAAGAUAUGAGAAUGAAUGGCCAAAUAAAGAAUCAUAAACAGGAGAACAAAGAAAAAAACAAUAAGAAAAAUAAAGAAUGAUAUAGAGGGAACAUACAGUAGAAGGAAGUAGAGAGAAAAAGCAUUAUAAGAGAAAGUUAAACCAAAGGAAGAUUUCCAAGAAAACUAGGGAUCCAAGGAUAGUGCAAAGUUUCAAAUUGAAAAAGACACUGCAAGAACUGUAUAGGGUCUCCGACAACCUAGAACAGUAGCAGGCACGUUACUCAAAAAUGUAGAUUAGAACAACUUUUUUAAGAGAUAAAGAAUUCGUUAUCACUCCCUUCGAUUUCGUAACUCGUUUAUUAAAUGUUGGACUGCAAACGCUCUUAUUUGGGCAUGACGACUUUCUGUUCUGUAAAGGUGAUGGCUUACACUACGAAAUAAACAGUUACCAUCACCAACAAUGUUUACUGGCUUUCGUCCUAUUCGAGCUAGUCUUGUGAGUUGUGGUCAUUGGUCAAUACUGACAUAUUUGAAAUAUUUACGAGGACAUAAGAAAUUUCUGUCAGAUGUCUUUAUUCUUUGCAAUAUUACAUUUACUAGUGCCCACAACUUUAAGUUUAACGCUGUUUGACUUAAACAAUUUAUGUUUUCUAGUUCUAGCACGCUUUGUACUGUUUUUCAGACUUGCCAAGUUGUGCAUUGACAUUGACAAUUGUUUACGUCUUAGACUUAGCAUGAAACGGCUUCCUAAAUUUCCACAUAUAUGCAUUUGUUUGUUUCUGAAUUACAUAUUUUCGGUAUCGUGUGAAAAGCAAGAUGAUUUAGGAAUAGACUGCCUAAUAAACCCGUCUUAUUAUCAAAUAAACUAACUUUCUAACGGGAAUUCUAGAGGGCUUUCGACCUCGGCUUUUGCCCGCGUUAAAUGUUUACUGCGAGAUCUAUACUUCGACUAAAGGCUGUUUUCCACUAGGCGACAUUUUUCGACCGAACCGAAUCGAAAUUUCUCUUUGUUUCAUGAGCUCUCAAGCAGAACUAAUUGUAAAAAGACAAAGAGAAAUUUCGUUUCGGUCAAAAAAUUCCGCCUCGUGGAAUCAGGCCUUUAAGGCCUGUUUUAUACGUCGAAUUUCGGUCGCGUUGAAUACAAUUCAAACAAUAGAUAAUGAAGCUUAAUUAGGUUAUCAUCUCAUUAUCUAUUGUCUUAAUUGCAUUCGACGCGACCAAAAUUCGACGUAUAAAACCGGCCUAAAAUUGUUAUAUGGACAAUUAGAUGGCAAGG
Messenger RNA from Paramuricea clavata, 13610 nucleotides. NCBI's taxonomy places the organism in Eukaryota, Metazoa, Cnidaria, Anthozoa, Malacalcyonacea, Plexauridae. The record is from the annotation of a GenBank genome assembly.